UCAGCCCCGCGCGCCGCUGCAGGUGAAAUGUGUGGCGGGGCAAUGACGGAGUGUUCCCGCGAUUUUUUGACAGUCUCGCGCGCAGACUAUCACAUUAACCACCUGCCUUACUCACCCAUCACCUCACUCGACUAUCGACACCCUCAGUCCGAUCAUCUACUCGACUACAAAUUCCCGAACACACCGCAAACAUGUCUCUCGCUGGCCCCCUAGGCACAAGCAUCAACCCGGAGGAGACCGAGAACUUCGAGGAUAUCGAGAAGCAGUUUGCUGUCAAAGUUGUGCAGCAUAUGGAAACAUACUGGAAGAUCCUCGAGAAAGUACCCGGUUCCAAGCUGCGACUCACAAAGAUCGAUGACGAAAUCUACGAACACCUCAAGAAGGACUUUCCCGAAUUCGACGCGUCCGCCACACUGAACGAGGACGAGAUGAAGAGCAAGGACGGCAAGGAGCGAUGGCGCAAGUUCAUCAGUGAGUACGAGAAGAAGGUGGAGGACUACAACUUCGGCACAAUGCUCCGCGCGAGCCCCAAGAUGGAGUACAGCCAAGAAGGCACAAUUUUUGCGGUGCGCAUGCAGUUCUACGCUAUUGAAAUCGCACGCAAUCGGGAAGGCCUGAAUGACUGGAUAUACGAGAAGGCGCAGGGCAACUAG
Molecule: messenger RNA, 653 nt
Organism: Alternaria alternata
Lineage: Eukaryota; Fungi; Ascomycota; Dothideomycetes; Pleosporales; Pleosporaceae
Product: DUF757-domain-containing protein
Exons: 4
Coding region: 192-653 (153 amino acids)
Cellular component (GO): cytoplasm
Source: RefSeq, a predicted model, not a curated record